UAUCGUACUUACAAAACCAGAAAGUCCCAAGCCUGUCCGGACCGUGAACUUUUAUAUGAAACCAAACAACAACAAAACAACUUGAAUUUAGCACGUAAACAGCUUUUAAAUAAUUGCUAGUUGAACCCAUCAUUUUGCUAGUGGAAAAAAAUGGCACUAGCAAAAAUUUGCUAGUUGGAAAAAAAGUUAAAUUCGAUCCCUGUGUAAGCCAGAUUGAGCACAUCCCACCUUAAAUACAAAGGUCUGCCCUGUUUUUAACCAUUCUCCUUUUUGCUUUUUACCACUACCUUUUACUCGUUUAACAUUCUUGCUAAAGUCUAGGUUUGACUAAAUGGAAGAUAGAGAGUGGGAGAGAUAGAGAGAGAGAGAGAUCAGUAGUAUAGACUAAUGGAAGUGUCUAGCGGUCCAGUAACCGAAAUCUAGCCUGCGUCCGGUAAUAGAUUUCCUGAUGGAUAAGUAAUACCUGUAUAUACAGUCCAAACUGGCCUUACGGUCACCUUGAAUAAGCGGUCACCUCACUUUAACGGCCAGUUCAAUUCCCCCCGACGAAAAUCAUUCUUUAUUUGCCCUUGAUUGAACGGUCACCUGGCCAAUGCGGCCAGCGGCCAAGUAAUUUCAUCCCAAAUGUAAAAAUUUACCCCUUUAAACGGUCAUUUGCAAAACUCUUAGUCAGGCGUGAAAGUUCAAUAAACAUAGCUGGAAAUUCCAGUAUGUCGAAAAUGCACUAAAAUUAGAUAACCUUUGACCUCAUGUUCAGCGGAGAUUGACGAAGUGUUUUCGUCGUAUAUCGUUAACCAAUCAGAAAAGAUUUUACGUCUAUGCAACACAUGUGCCAUAAAUUAUCUAUAAUUAGGUCGGCAAAUGUAUAAAUGUGUUUUGAUGUAAUAUGUUUGCAAAUUAACUGUAAAUUGUUGUUUCUGUAAUCCAAAAGGUGAUGAGAAGUUUGUCGGCAAUUAAAGUAAAUCAAAGGCGCUCCAUUAAAAGGAAACUUACACGUAUUGUUGUAAUAAUGAAUAGACGUGAUUUUGAGAUGAUCCUAACUAAAGUGAAAUUUCAACAUGCUGUUUUGUAUCACUUAUCAAAAGUUUCUGUCAAUGAUAACAUCAGAUUUAAUUGUUUGAAUUCAUGUUGGAAUACAAAAAUGACUUCUAAACGGGACUGCAAGUGCCUUACUCCUGAGGACCGUGUUAAAUGUAUAAAAUUACUCGAGUCGGGAAAAAGUUCACGUGUUGUGGCUGCUAAGAUGGGUGUUGGACGUACGCAGGUUCAGAAUGUUUUAAAGCGUAAAAGAGAAAUCAUGGAGGAGUAAGAAUCAAAUGGGAAUUUAUCUCUGAAGCGGCUGAAGAGAGACACUGAGUACAGUGAUAUAAACAAUCUAGUGUACCGUUGGUUUUUGGAUGCCACUGCAAGGUUAUUCCCGGUGUCAGGACCUCUGAUCCAGGAAAAAGCAAGGACUUUUGCUCAGGAUUUAGGGUUAACGUUUGUUGACUUUAAGGCAAGCAAUGGAUUGUUAGAAUCUUUUCUUAAGAGAAAUAACAUUGUUUUUAAGACUCAGUUUGGUGAAUGUGGUGAGGUCAAACGUGACACUGUGUCUCAAUUAAAGGAAUCCAUUCCGUCAGCCUGUGAAGGUAAUGCUCCUGAAAACAUAUUUAAUAUGGAUGAGACUGGUCUCUUCUACAAAGACUCGACUAAGUCUACUUUCUUCAAGAAGGGCGAGACAUGUGCUGGGGGGGGAAACGAUCCAAACAGCAUAUAACAGUGGCACUCUGCACAUCUAUGACUGGUGAGAAGCUUAAACCUGUAGUCAUUGGCAAGUCAAAGAAGCCCCGUUGUUUUGGCUCCGUUUCAGUGGAGAGUCUGCCUGUAACCUACUACAACAACAGGAAGGCAUGGAUGCUGACCACAACCAUGGUAGACUGGCUUAAGUCCGUUGACAGGAAAAUGCGUGCCCAAAACCGCAAAAUUCUGCUCUUUCUUGAUAAUGUUCCAGUUCAUCCAGAUAUAACACUUAGUAAUGUCAAACUUCAAUUCUUUCCUCCAAACACAACAUCAUUGCUGCAACCAAUGGAUGCCGGAAUUAUUCAAACAAUGAAGCUGAAAUACAGGAAACGCCAAAUGCAGCAUGUUCUCAUGGAAAUGGACAAACACACUGCCAAAACUGGUCCUCAGGUGCUAAGGGACAUAACUGUGCUUGAGACAAAGGAAGUGACAGUCAUAAAAUGUUUCAAGAAAUGUGGCUUCGGUGUAGAUAGUGCUCUACCGGUAGACAGUACUUCCAGUGAGAAUGAUUCUAGUGAUGACGGUGAUCUUGAUGAUGAUUUUCCUUUGGCUGUUCUUAAAAUGGCCCAGGAAUUGUUUGGUUGUGAUAUGCCGGAAUUAAUAAAAAUUGAUCAGGACUUUGCCACUUGUGACAAUAACAUGACUGACUGGGACCGCCCAGCUCAGGAAAUUAUGAGAAGACAUGACACAAGAAGAGGAGUCAAUCAGUGAUGACUAGGAUGAAACACCAGCACCUGUGACUGUGUCUUCUGCUGAGGCAAGUGAUUAUCUGGUAAAACUUAAACACUUCGCUCUUACCUCAUGUCAGCAGGACAUGUUAGACUUGUUAAUGAAAGCUGUGGAUUUAUUUGUGAAACAUAGUGUAAACACUAAAGUUACUCAAAGUAAAAUAAGUGACUUUUUUAAGUGAAAAAAUGUGUAAAACCUGCGAUUGUGAUUGCAAUCUCCUUACUAGCAACUCUUAAAUUAGUCGGUAUAGGACAGUCUAACUAGUAGACUGGCCCUGGCGUGAUGCGCACCGACAAAAUUAUUACCUGUAGAUUAAACUACCAGUACUCAUGUAUGUAAUGACGUUUGUAUGAUAUUGACUUUAUUAUUGAAAAACUGUUACUGUUUGGUAUUUCUUUUUGUAUAUAUGUACGUAAAAUGAUGAUGAUUCUUGUGAUGAUGAUAUUGACCAGAAUUAUUAUUGAAAAGAAAACAAUGAGGAACAAUAUAAUAAAAAGUAACUGUUUUGUAUUUCUUUUUGUAUUUAUGUAUGUAAAAUGAUGAUGAUGGUGGUGUUGCUAUAACACAACAAUAUGAAUUCUACAAAAAAUAUCCCCAAAAAUAACAGCAAUAUCUACACCUCCGUUAAGUGGUCACCUGCCUUAAGCAGCCACUUUUACCAAUUCCCUUGACUGGCUGCUUAAGACAGGUUGGACUGUACCGGUUAGGCCAUAAUAAAUUAAUUCCUAGAUUAUCAUCCCCGCCCGCCCCCUCUUUUUUAUGCUGCCCCGACCUAUUUUAUUUCUCUCUCAAAAAAAAAAAAAUGUACGAACCGCGAUAGGGUCCCGUAUAUUUGUUUUCAUGCUGCCACAAAAUACCAUUGAUAAUGCGGUUUUUUUUUU
Messenger RNA from Mercenaria mercenaria, 3389 nucleotides. RefSeq names its product tigger transposable element-derived protein 6-like. Bases 1720 to 2490 code for a protein of 256 amino acids. The record is from RefSeq and is a predicted model, not a curated record. Gene Ontology annotation, cellular component: nucleus. The transcript is spliced from 2 exons. Gene Ontology annotation, molecular function: DNA binding. Lineage: Eukaryota; Metazoa; Mollusca; Bivalvia; Venerida; Veneridae.